Molecule: messenger RNA, 1309 nt
Organism: Coniophora puteana RWD-64-598 SS2
Lineage: Eukaryota; Fungi; Basidiomycota; Agaricomycetes; Boletales; Coniophoraceae
Exons: 6
Coding region: 33-878 (281 amino acids)
Source: RefSeq, a predicted model, not a curated record
CUCGCAGCCUCUUUGAGCGACAUCUACAGCCGAUGGCAGACUCUGCGCUUGCUCAGCCUUCAUCGCCCGUAGAGGUCGGUCAGAACAAAUCCAGGAGGCAAAGAAGGAAAGAGUUCUUUGCAAAGAGGCAGCGCGAUAAACAGACCCAGCAGAGCCAAGCAUCACACAAUCCAUCUCCAGCGCAGCAGCAUCAUGCGGCGACGAGGAGGUCACAGAAGGCUCAAAGACGGGUCAACCAGAAACGUGAAAGCGCCUCGAUUCAAGACCAUACUGAGCUGAACGAGGAACCGGGCCAAAGUCAGCGCGUGGAAGGAUCAAAGUCUUCCUCGAAACAGCCCCAGUCCACGCGGAAGAAUGCCAACCAGGUUCAACCCGAGCCAAUGCAAGGACAGACCGCGCCGACCCAGCAUGAUGGUAAGUCCACUAGCACCGGCAAGAAGAAUAGGAACAGGAGGAGGGGAGCUAUGAAGAAUCAGAGCCAAAACCAGCAGAGCCAGAGCCAGCCGAACACAAAUCAGCAGAGUCAAGGCCGUCGGAGCCAAAAUCAGACGAUGCUAUCUGGUUCUUCUAUCGCGGGACGAGGGCGUAACGGGCAAGCUAGACCCCAGCAUACGGUCCCCAGUCGUACACCGCACGAAGCUACCGACUGCGCUCACGAAGACCCUGAAUCGUCAGAAUCAGCAAGCGAUGAUUAUGACAACUCCUACUCCGACGGAUACUACAGCCGCACGAGGAGGGCAGGAACCUCGCUGGUGAACCGGAUGGGCUACGACGAAACCGACAUGAUGCUUUUGGGACUCAAUCCGUGGGAUCCGGAUGAUGUUCUUGACUUUCCGGGCGUUUCAGAUGCAUUGGAUAGGGAAUUGGGCUAUUACUGAAGCCGGGAUGAUCGAUGAUGUACGAUAUAGGGCUGAAGAUGAACGAGUCACAAUAUGAACAAAUCAUUGCGUUUGAUAGAAUGGGAUACUCGGCGUCGGAGAAUUAGUGAAAGGGUACAGUUCUAGCGAUCGCAAGAGGAGUUGCAUGGUUACGUGGGUAGGAGGUUGUAUUAAUGCGUGCAUAGUCGGUUUUAUGGAAAAUCUAUAUCGUCAUCUGCCGAUCGGACCGAAAACCUGAGAGAGGAGAUGAUAGUCUCUUCCGGAUCUCCGAGUACCGUUGACUUCUCUUGUAAACGGAGAUUGAGUAUCAUGCGAGGUCCACAUAUGCUUAUGACGGAAAUGACCAGGACGUCUGACAUGCACAUGUAGAGCAGCCCGGGGUCAUUCAUGUCAUCUUUCCUAUCCCAUACGUCAAAUGACACGAUCUCUAG